Molecule: messenger RNA, 1530 nt
Organism: Penicillium angulare
Lineage: Eukaryota; Fungi; Ascomycota; Eurotiomycetes; Eurotiales; Aspergillaceae
Product: sugar porter family MFS transporter
Exons: 6
Coding region: 1-1530 (509 amino acids)
Biological process (GO): transmembrane transport; carbohydrate transport
Cellular component (GO): membrane
Molecular function (GO): carbohydrate:proton symporter activity
Source: RefSeq, a predicted model, not a curated record
AUGUAUCGGGUCUCGAACAUAUAUGUACUCGCCGCAUUUGGCACCAUCGGCGGAGGGCUCUUCGGGUUCGAUGUCAGCUCGAUGAGCGCCUGGAUUGGAGUCAAAGCAUACACCGAUUAUUUUGGAAACCCCGACUCAAACCUUCAGGGAGGAAUUACUGCCUCUAUGUCGGCCGGUUCAUUCGCCGGUUCAAUCGCAGCAGGAUGGAUUUGUGAUUAUCUCGGUCGCCGCCGAUCAUUGAUGAUUGCCUCUUGGAUUUGGAUCAUUGGCGCUAUGAUUCAGUGCAGCGCCCAAAACGUCACACACUUGGUAGCCGGUCGCGUCGUGAGCGGUCUUUCCGUUGGUAUUACUUCCUCACAAACCCCGGUUUACAUGUCGGAACUUGCGCCCGCCCGGAUUCGAGGUCGAAUUGUCGGGGUUCAACAAUGGUCUAUCGAAUGGGGCAUGUUGAUCAUGUAUCUCAUUGCGUAUGGCUGUGCCGUGGGUAUCUCAGGUCCUUCAGCAUUCCGGAUUUGCUGGGGUAUCCAGGCUGUUCCAGGGCUCGUGUUGUUCAUUGCACUGUUUUUCUUCCCCGAGUCCCCACGUUGGUUAGCUGGGAAAGAGCGCUGGGAGGAGGCACUCGAUACACUGGCUCUGCUUCACGGUAAUGGUGAUCGCCAUGAUCCCGUUGUUCAGGUGGAAUUUGAGGAAGUACAAGAAGCUGCCCGAAUUGCCCACCAAGCAAAGGAUGUUUCAUUCCUAGCAUUAUUCGGGCCUAAUAUCUGGAAACGGACUCUAUGCGGUGUCAGUGUGCAGGUUUGGCAGCAGUUGCUUGGCGGAAAUGUGGCCAUGUACUAUGUUGUAUACAUCUUCGAGAUGGCUGGAAUGACUGGAAACUCCUCGCUCUACUCAGCCGUCAUUCAGUACGUUAUUUUUGUCUUCACGACAGGUGUCAUGCUUCCUUUCAUCGACAGAGUCGGCCGCAGACAGCUUCUGUUGAUAGGAUCCGUCACUUGCAUGGUUGUUCACGCCGUCAUCGCCGCCGUGAUGGCCACGAAGGGCCAUGCUGUACCUUCUGUGAAUGGUAACGCCAAUCUUACCUGGGAAAUCAAGGGUGGUGCUGGCAAGGCAGUCAUCGCCUUCUCAUACAUUUUCACUGCCAUCUAUGGGUUCACUUGGGCCCCUACCGCGUGGAUUUACGCGUCCGAAGUCUUCCCCUUGAAAUACCGCGCCAAGGGAGUCGGCCUCUCAGCAUCUGGAAACUGGAUUUUCAACUUCGCUCUAGCAUACUUCGUUUCUCCUGCCUUCCACAACAUCCAAUGGAAGACCUAUGUGAUCUUCGCCGUGUUCUGCUUUGUCAUGACCUUCCACGUUUUCUUCUUGUACCCCGAGACUGCGGGACGUACCUUGGAGGAAAUCGAUAUUGUCUUUGACACUAAUGUCAAGCCAUGGAGGACUGGUCUGAUCGAGAAUAGAUUCGAAGAAGAGGUUGAGAAGCACGAGGGUGGCGUGAAGGAAGUCGAAGCAGUGGAUCACAAAGAGGUUGUCUAG